This is a messenger RNA of Paramecium pentaurelia, 2072 nucleotides long. Lineage: Eukaryota; Ciliophora; Oligohymenophorea; Peniculida; Parameciidae. The record is from the annotation of a GenBank genome assembly.
AUGAGUACAGAUCAAUCAUCAAAUUCAUCAACUUAAAAAGGCAAAUCUCUCUCUUCCAUUGAUACAAAUAGAUCUAAAUACACAUAAGAAUUAGGAAUUCAUUAACUCUUACAAAAUGCUUUCUAAGAUAUGGGUAAUUAGUGUCCUUAUCUAGUUUAGAUGAUGAAAAUACAGAUAUGAAAACAUUACUUCCUAUUUCAAUCUUAUUGGAAGAGAUGAAAAGUGAUCAUUCAAGUACAAGAACUUACUGUUUGCAGAACCUCUCAACUAUUGCCUUAGUCUUAGGUCCUGCCAGAGCAAAAGGUUUAUUGGGCGGAUUUAUUUCAAAUUUACUUAAAGAUCAAGAAAAGGCUGGUUUAUAAAUUAAGUUAAUAUUUUAGUUGAGGAUGUUCCAGAAGAAUUAUAAGUAAUGCUUACAUUACUAGAAUCUAUGCCAAAAUUAAUAAAUCUAAUUGGAGGUCCAGAGAACAGUUUAGUUUUAUUGAAACCAUUACUUGAAACUAUAGGAGAUAGAACAAAAGAUGAAACUAAAACAAUGUACAUAAAAAUCAUGAGGGAUAUUGGAAAGAGAUUAUUGAAAUAAUAACAUUUAUUUGAAGAAUGUGUUACAUAGAGAAUAAUAGAAGCUAAGGAUGGUGAUAUAGAUGAAUAAUGUGCAGCAGUUACAUUAAUUGCUAAUCUCUAUAAUCUUGUUUCUUAAUAAGUAUUAGAAGAAUGGAUGGAAUAUUUUACUAAUCUUAUGUAGAGUAAUGAAUAAAAUGUUAGAAAAAGAGUAGUUCUAAGUAUAAAAGAAUUUGCAUAAUGGGCAAGUAAUCCAGAAGAGCAUAAAUUUUGUAUUGAAUUAGCUGAUAAUGUUUUUACAAAUGGAAAGGAUUUUAAAUCUAAUUUAUUUUAUAGUGUACCUGCUUUAAUUAAAUUUCAAGGUUAUCAAGAUUAUUUAAAUAAAUUAUUUAAAAUGGAAAAUAUUAAUGCUUAUAAUUGCUUUUUAGAAAUCUGUAUUGAAUCUCUAUAAGUAUUAUAAAAUACUGUUGAUAGUAAAAUAUUUAUUGAAAAUUUUAUUAAAUUAUUUUCUAAAACUGAAUUGGAAUUGAAAUAAAAGUUAUCAACAUAUUGUGGAAAACUUGUAGUAUUUAUUAAAGAAUCAAAAACUAUUUAUAAAGGAGUAAUUUAUAAUUAUUAAUAUUAAGUAUCUUGUUUAAAUUUAGUAAUAUAUGACAUAAUUAGAAUAAGAAAAGAAUUUUAUGAUAAAAUAGAAUUUAGUAGAGUCAGUUAUUUUGAUAUUGAAUUAAGCAACAGAUAGAAGAAUAUAUUAUUAAUAAGAAGAAAUUUAAUAUUUCUUAAGAUUUCUAAUGAAUUAAUUAAUUAGUGGUGAUACAGAUCUUAAAUUUAAAUUUGUAUCUAAAUAGAAAUCCUUUAAUAUUAUAUUGUAAUUUAUUUCAGACAAUGCUUUUUCUUAAAAUGAAUCAUUAUAAAUAAUUAAGAAUUUACUUUAAGUUAUAAUCAAUAUUGAAUAAUGUAAGAAUUGGAGAAUGAGAUAAUAAUGUUUGAUGUCAUUGUAAAUGGUAUUUAUUGUAUUAUUAUUAUAUUAUAGUUCCUAAUAAAUUUAUAAUAAUUUUAAUUAUUUAAGACUUUCCAAUCUGAGGAUUUAGAAGUUUAAUUAAUUAAAAGACUAUUAUAAGAUAGAAUUUCUGCAGUUCGAGAGGAAGCAAGCAAAGUAUCAUUAUUAUUAUUAUAAUAUAGACCCUAUUACAACUAUUUAGAUAAUUAAAAGAAAAUGAUAUGAUUGAAAAAGGAAAGAGAGUAAUAGAUUAAUUAAAUGAAUUAUUAAAACAUCCAAAUUAUUUGGUUAGAGUUAACUUUGUCUUAGGAUUGGGGAAUGCAUUCUUUUUAGGAGAACAUACAUAUAAUGUAUUGAGGUAAUUAAAAAAUGAAGUUCCAAAUGUAAAAUUAGCAUUAUUAGAAGUCUUGUACAAUAAUAAAAAAUGCAAGUAAUUAGAUUUAAUUCCUGUUAACGAUUCGGAUUAAGAUGUAAGAGAUGUUGCAUAAAUUAUAUAUUAAUAAUUCAAAUGAUC